Molecule: messenger RNA, 13098 nt
Organism: Stegostoma tigrinum
Lineage: Eukaryota; Metazoa; Chordata; Chondrichthyes; Orectolobiformes; Stegostomatidae
Product: misshapen-like kinase 1
Exons: 33
Coding region: 640-4665 (1341 amino acids)
Biological process (GO): protein phosphorylation
Molecular function (GO): ATP binding; protein kinase activity
Source: RefSeq, a predicted model, not a curated record
AGGCCGUGACGUCAAAACAGUGCGGAGCGACAGCCGGCGGGGAGGCGGAAACGGAGAACUGCACGGACCGGGGGCGCGUCAGGUGGUGUUCCGAUUGGUCUGAGGGGACGGGGCGUGGAGAACCUGACGUUCUCAUAGGAGGGGUAAAACCAACGUCACGCGGCUGGGCCGGCCUAUGACGUCCGACGGAGGUCAAACGUGGGGGCGGGCAUCAUGACGCCCUACAGUGGGCGGGGUUAAACGUCAGGAGUCUGGGCGUGUCGGCGGCGUUGCCCCUGGUUACCGGUCGAGGGUUGGCGUUGGGGAGAGAAGUAGGUUGUCGUUUGGAACCGGGGAAUGGAGGCGGAGGAGAGGACGGAACGGUGGCAGAUCUUCACCAACGGCAGCUGCCCCCGCCCAACACCGUAAGGACAGGUCCCGUUUCACCUGACCCCAUUCGCCCAGCCGUAGCAGAGUAACAAAAGGUUGAGGUGGAGAGAUCUAACCGCACCCCCACAACCCCUCCAUCCUCCGCCCCGUCAGUCAGUGUCCGGCGCCCGUGAGUCUGUUGAAAACGGGGCCGCGGGCUCGGCCUCUGCUCACGGUUGAACACAGAAAGGGCCCGAACCCCUCUCCCCGGCCAUCAGGCGGCGCAGGAAGAUGGCGAACGAGCCUCCCGCCCGCAGUCUGGACGACAUCGACCUCUCGGCUCUCCGGGAUCCUGCGGGUAUUUUUGAACUGGUGGAAGUUGUCGGAAAUGGGACCUAUGGACAAGUAUAUAAGGGUCGACAUGUCAAAACGGGGCAGCUUGCAGCCAUCAAAGUUAUGGAUGUCACAGAGGACGAAGAGGAGGAGAUCAAACAAGAAAUUAACAUGCUUAAGAAGUACUCUCAUCAUAGAAAUAUUGCAACGUACUAUGGAGCCUUCAUCAAGAAGAGUCCUCCAGGCCAUGAUGACCAACUUUGGCUGGUUAUGGAAUUCUGUGGAGCUGGAUCAGUCACAGACUUGGUCAAGAACACAAAAGGAAAUGCACUGAAAGAAGAGUGGAUCGCCUACAUCUGUAGGGAGAUACUGAGGGGCUUAACACAUCUUCAUGCGCAUAAAGUUAUUCACAGAGACAUCAAGGGACAGAAUGUGUUACUGACAGAAAAUGCUGAAGUAAAACUUGUUGACUUUGGUGUGAGUGCUCAACUCGACCGAACUGUUGGAAGAAGGAAUACGUUCAUUGGCACCCCAUAUUGGAUGGCCCCUGAAGUGAUCGCCUGUGAUGAGAACCCAGAUGCCACCUAUGAUUACAGGAGUGAUAUUUGGUCUUUGGGGAUUACUGCAAUCGAAAUGGCAGAAGGUGCACCACCUCUGUGUGACAUGCACCCGAUGCGAGCCUUAUUCCUUAUUCCAAGGAAUGCCCCUCCGAGGUUGAAGUCUAAAAAGUGGUCAAGGAGGUUUAUAGAGUUUAUUGAAAAUUGUCUGAUCAAAAAUUACACUCAGAGACCGUCUACAGAUCAGCUGUUGAAGCACAGCUUCAUUCGAGACCAGCCAACCGAGAGGCAGGUUCGCAUCCAGCUAAAAGACCAUAUUGAUCGGACCCGGAAGAAGCGCGGUGAAAAAGAGGAGACGGAGUAUGAAUAUAGUGGCAGUGAGGAAGAGGAGGACAAUGUCGGUGAAGAAGGAGAACCCAGCUCCAUUGUGAACUUGCCGGGUGAGUCCACGCUGAGGCGAGACUUCCUGCGGCUGCAGCAGGAGAACAAGGAGCGUUCAGAAGCUGUCAGGCGGCAGCAGCAGCAGAUCGUGCUGCCUCGGAGGGACCUAGAGGAGCACAAACGGCAGCUUAUCUCUGAGCGGCAGAAACGCCUAGAGGAGCAGAAGGAGCAGCGUCGUCGGCUGGAGGAGCAACAACGCCGAGAAAGAGAACUACGCAAACAGCAAGAGAAAGAGCAUCAGAGGCAGCUAGAUGAGAUGCAGCAGCUACGCAGAGAAGAGGAGAGGAAACAGGCAGAGCGAGAACAGGAGUACAUAAGGCAUCAAUUAGAGGAGGAGCAGAGGCAGUUAGAGAUUCUUCAGCAGCAGCUACUGCAGGAACAGGCUCUGCUUCUGGAAUACAAACGGAAACAGCUGGAGGAGCAGCGGCAGUCUGAGCGGCUACAGAGGCAACUGCAGCAAGAGCAUGCAUUCCUCAUGUCACUGCAGCAACAGCAACAGCAGCAGCAGCAAAAGCAGCAACAACCCCAGGAAAAGAAGCAGUUGUACUAUUACAAUAAAAAUGUGAAUCCAGCUGACAAGCCAGCCUGGGCAAAGGAGGUUGAAGAACGCUCCAAAAUGAACAGGCAGAACUCUCCUGGUGCAAAGCCUAAGAUGGGGACAACAAUAUCUGAUCCAUCACUGCAGUCGCUGACUGAAUCUGUACCCAGCAGUGCUGCCCAGACCUCUCAGACGCCACCCAUGCACCGACCUGUGGAGCCGCAGGGAGCCCAGUCAAAGUUUCAAGUGGCGCACCUUGUUGCGCUGAAGCCAUCGUCAGCACCGGUACCGCGGUCUCAGUCACUCCAAGACCAACCGACCAAGAAUGUCGCUGCCUUCCCGACCCAGGAGCCCGCACCAGUGAAGCGUGGUGAGAUGCUGCGUCAGAACUCUGACCCGACUUCGGAGACGCCAGUACUCCCACCCCGUGCUAGCAACCGAGAUGACUCCGGGCCAUGGGUGAAGAUGGAAGAUGAAGCACCUCCCAAGGUUCCUCAGAGAACGACCUCCAUAGCUACAGCACUGAACAGCAGUAGCGCUCUGAUAAAUCGACCGGGGCAGGCACCGCGUGCAAGCAAUCCAGAUCUACGCAGGAUUGAGCCAGGAUGGGAAAGGGCAGACAGUGUCCCACUGAUUGGCCCCCACCGGGUACUUGGGACUGGUUCCAUGGAGCGCAACAGAAUUACAACUUCCGUCAAACCUGAAGGAUCGCCAGUCCUCUCGCAGGAUACAAACCGGGGAAAGCCAGAGGAGAUACGCACUACCUCACGACCUGGAAGACCUGCAAGCUAUAAGAGGGCAAUAGGUGAGGACAUGCUGAACCUGGGGAAAGACAUCCGGUCAGACGAGCUGCCCAAACCACCGGUUAAAGUGAUGGACUACUCGUCCUCCAGUGAGGAUUCUGGCAGCAGUGAUGAUGAUGAGGAGGAAGCUGACAGUGAACGUCAAGAUGAGAAUCUGUCCAGCUCUGAUGGCUCCAGAUCAGGACCAAGCCGUAAUAAAGACGGUGACACAGACAGUGUAAGCACAAUGGUGGUGCAUGAUGAAGAGGAGACUUCAGCAGCUGAAACAUCCAGCAACACCUACGGAGAUGGAACAAUGAUUGUUCAGAGGACGCCUGAGGAGGAACGAGGAGUCCAUCAUCCAGACAGCAAUGGUUUCACAAGUCAUGUUAACCUGCCUGAUUUAGUGCGGCAGAGCCAUUCCCCAACUGAUCCCAAGGGACCUACUUCUCAGCAGGACGAUGGGAUAUCGGAGUUUCAGUCAAGGGGCCUUGUAAAAUCACCUGGGAAGUCAUCAUUUACCACCUUUGUUGAUCUUGGAAUGUACCAGAUGGAUGCUGGUGGGGAUACGAUACAAAUUGGUGGUUUAAACAUGGGUGAUGGAGGCGGAUUAAACCAACUGAAGUAUGAGGACAGAAAGUGCUCAGUGGUGAAUGUCAAUCCGGCCAACACACGACCGCACAGUGAUACGCCUGAAAUACGCAAAUACAAGAAACGUUUUAAUUCUGAAAUACUUUGUGCUGCCUUGUGGGGUGUGAAUCUGCUGGUGGGCACAGAGAAUGGGCUGAUGCUGCUUGAUCGUAGUGGGCAGGGCAAAGUCUACAGCCUCAUCAGUCGCCGACGUUUCCAGCAGAUGGAUGUUUUGGAAGGACUGAACCUCCUCAUCACUAUAUCAGGUAAACGGAACAAACUGCGUGUAUAUUACUUGUCCUGGCUGCGAAAUAAGAUUUUACAUAAUGAUCCAGAGGUGGAGAAGAAGCAGGGCUGGACCACAGUGGGAGAUAUGGAGGGCUGUGUGCACUACAAAGUGGUGAAGUACGAGAGGAUCAAGUUCCUGGUUAUUGCUCUGAAGAACUCUGUUGAGGUCUAUGCCUGGGCUCCAAAGCCUUACCACAAGUUCAUGGCUUUCAAGUCGUUUUCGGAUCUGCCUCACAAACCAACACUGGUUGACUUGACUGUGGAAGAAGGUCAGAGGUUGAAGGUUAUAUAUGGAUCCAUUACAGGCUUUCAUGCAGUUGACGUGGAUUCUGGAAACACCUAUGAUAUUUAUAUCCCAGUACAUAUUCAGACCCACGUCGUGCCUCAUGCCAUUGUGAUUCUACCCAACACGGCAGGAAUGGAAAUGCUUUUGUGCUAUGAAGAUGAGGGAGUUUAUGUGAACACUUAUGGCCGGAUCACCAAGGAUGUGGUGUUGCAAUGGGGUGAGAUGCCGACCUCUGUUGCAUACAUCUGCUCGAACCAGAUCAUGGGUUGGGGUGAGAAGGCAAUUGAAAUUCGCUCUGUCGAAACGGGUCACCUCGAUGGCGUUUUCAUGCAUAAAAGAGCUCAGCGGCUAAAGUUCCUCUGCGAGCGAAAUGAUAAGGUGUUUUUUGCUUCUGUCCGUUCAGGUGGAAGCAGUCAAGUUUACUUCAUGACGUUAAAUAGGAACACAAUCAUGAACUGGUAAAAGGGACAACAUGUUGGACUACUGAAGUGUUGGAUACUGUAAAUAAGGAGAACGACGCGUUUUGUAGAUCAGAGCUUUAAAACAAGAGUUGAAAGGUCUCGGGAAGGUUUCUGUGGAACUUGCAGUGGAUUCUCGUGCCUCAAAAGAUGUUGUUGAAGCUGUUUCUUCACAAUUGUUGUUUUCCUUCCCCAGGCUGGAGAAUGAACUCGACAGCUUGGCUGCAGUCACCCAGCAUGCUUUUCCCUUUGGACACUGAGGCUGCUACUUGUUGGUGGCAUGUCACAUGGAUGGAGUGUGCGCGUGGUUGAGGUCAUUGGGGAGGGUUGGGGGGGGGUGUUUGGCAGGAGAUGGGGUGAAGGAUAAUGAUUGGAAAUAAGCCACUGUUCCAGUCAGGAGAGUUGGAAGCACCCAAUACCAGUGUGACCCAAUCUGUGCCACCUCAGGCCUGUUGCUGACGGGUGCGAGUUGGGAAAGCCUGGUUUGAACCCAGCCUGGCAGUUCCGAUGAUUUCGGGGUAUUUUAUUUUGCUUAUUUUAGAGUAGAACUAAAAUAGUUUUGCAAAUUCCUUUCAUGCAUCCAAACAUUUGCGCAAAGAAAUCAUGUCUAGUUGCAUCUAACUAGGAAGUUGAAAGGUGUGGGCCAAUCCAUUGUUGAUUUAGGGGACCAUGCAAGCUGACAGAAGGAUCGUACACGCCUCAGGUAAGGUGGUGAGGGGUGAAUCAGAAGAGACACACCAGCAUCACAGUACCAUUUCUGUUAAAAUGUCAUGUCAAAAUAUCUCUUUGAGGUGUGUUUGUUUGGUGAUUAUGGGGCUCUACGUACAGUCUGGGCAAACCCCAGAGUCUGGAUCUCCCCAGAUGCUUCAAAAUGUCUGGUAAAGUCUUGCCUACCCACAUAAAGUUUGGCAGGUUGCUUGCUUGUCCAUCUGACAUGUAAAUCUGUGAUUUCUGUUUCUCUUUUGCCCCAGUGCUCUCGCUCUCUCUUGCCCCCGCUUGCUCCCCCCUCCCCUGCUUCCCCCCCCCCCCCCCCAUUCACGUGCUGUGUUUCUGUCACCCCUUGCUCAUGUGUUCACUCUCUUUUCUUGCCCCGCUUGCGUGCUCUCGCUGUCUGUCUCUCACUGUCUGUCUCUCACACACACAUCCCCUGCUCAUGUGCUCUCGCUCUCUCUCUCGGCCUGCCUGCCUCGCCAUCUCCAACUGUCUGUCUCUCCCCUUCUCGGCUGAUUUUGAAAUUGGUUAGUAUAAGUGAGGAUGGCAGCAUGUGAAAGGCAUAAAAUGGCUGUGACAGACCAAAUGGUUCCUCACUGUUGCGCAUCAUUUAAACCUUGUGCUCAAUGCUGUGAUUUCCCAAUCGCUAUUCCACUUUCAGGGACCACGUUCCCUUCUCAAGAGUCAUCCUCUCCAGCUUCCCAAGUGAGACACAUGAAUGAUUUCUCUUAAGUGGGUCAGGGGGGUGGUACAGAAGCGUGACAAGAAAUGAGGAGUGGGCCAGUGAUUCCUGAAGAUGGGAACAGCGUGUCCGGAAUUAGCCUUUCAAGUGGUCUGAUGUUGCCAUGGAGACUCUGGGAUAUUUCCCUUUGCGUCUUGCUGGCUGCCUUCUGCAGAGCAGGAUGUACUUGUUUAAAAUGAAGCACCAGAACUUCCCCUGCAGGUGCUUAAUAAAGUGACAGCUGAUCUCUGUCUGCCGCACUGUCUGCAGAAUUCCAUUUGUGCUGUCCAACCCAAUGUGGCUCACUGUGUCAAGUAAAGAAUCAUUCAGACUGAAGCCUUUCCUCAUUCCUGCUCCUGUGUACCACAGUUUCCCUUUUGCUGUGUCCUUCCCCCAAAGCACUUGUCUUUGCAUUAUUUCUGUCUCUCCGAUUGUGUUAGAUCAUGAGGGCCAGGUUUCUCCCGCUUUUCCUCCGUUCUUCAAGAUGUCUUCUCACUUAAACCAGCAGUUCAACCUCCACCUCAGCCAGUGGGUCAGGGUCUCCCUGGAGUGAAUAGUGUUUUUGCUUCUGCACUGACCCCAACGGCUGUUCCAAUUAGGGUUUGUGGCUCGCGUGUGAGGCGUUGAACCUCGCUAGAUUUCAUGGUUGGGCUUAGAAGAUCAGUGUUCGUGUGUGUUUGAGAUGGGGCUGUUGUCAUCCAAGCUGUAUGACAACAGCAAGAUGGCGCGGGGCCAAACUCUCAUGGGCUUCGGAACAACCCACAAUUGAGAACUGACUGCGGGCUGUGCAAGUGUUACCUCAGGGCAAGUGGCUGCACUUCAUGUCCAGAGACAUGAAAUUCCCAUUAUGCUGUUUGACCCGGGACCAUGAUGGUAAUGGUGAGGUGUUAGGGUUUCUGAAUACAGCCAGAUACAUUGGACUGACUGAUUAGUGCUACUGGUAUAGGCUUGUUUUCAUGUCAGCCCUGAUCAUUUGGUUGCUGCAAUUUGUCUGGAGACUUACUUCGUUUUUUUCAGAAAAUUUGGCUCAGAGACUAGGUCAGUGUCCCUGCAAUGUCAGAGAGUGCUGCAAUGCUCCUUGAACAUGUUUUGGUUGUAUCAUUUGGUCUGCUCAUAUCUUUUGAAUUUCUGUUCGAUACCACUGCAUUUGAUGCUCUCAUAGUUCUAGCACAGUAAAAUUCAAGGAGCUGGGGGAGAGGAGAGAACUCUUCUUGGGGUGGGCUUGACUUUUCAGUCUGUGAACUGUCUGCAUGCAAAGCUACAGCCUCUAGGACUCCUCAUGUCUGUCCAGAAAUCUCUGCCAGUUCAAUGUGACCGAACAGAAUUUUGUGUGAUGGCAUUCCAUUGAAAUGGGAUGUGUGGAAUUUGCAGUUUUUUUUCACAUUGAGCUUGGUUUAUGCAAUGGUCUAGUUAGUCAUGGGGUAAAUUUACAUUGCAGGGACUGUUGUGAUGGCAAUUGCCAGUGUCCUAAAUGUAAAUUAAAUAGAUUGCUACAAGCAGCAGGUAGUCUAUUAUUAAUUCUACACCCACAACAAAAUUUUGUAGAGCUGAGGAUUUUCUAGACCUCUGCUAUACCAAAAGCUGGGCAGCAUGAAUGGUAAUUCAGGGAGCUGCAAUUAAGUGUGUUUAUUUUUAAAUCAGUUGCAAAUUUGGGUGAGAUGAUGAAAGGUAAGUGUUUUUAUACCCUCAUUCCUCCUUUCCCUGAUACUGGUGAGGAGAGAGAUUGUAGGCAUGAGUAUAAUAUGAUAACUCGAUUUGACAAAGGGUGGAGAAGUUGAUUUCACACAGAGAGAAAUGGGUCAUACACUGACUAGAGACAAACAUACUGCCUGUAAAUGAUUUUAAGAGUUACUCACUUGAUCUCCUGUGGUGAGGUGUUUCGGGUUUCUGAGCUAAUAUAGUCUUGCAGUGAAGCUUCAAGAGGCCAAAGGAGUGAGCUUUGUUUGACCCAUAAUGUGUCAUCGUAAGUCAGUUUCCAUGUUAAGUUCCUCUGUUACACUCUGGCGGUCAUGUACAUGUCCAUUAUAAUUCACCCUGUGUAAACUUUCUGUGCAAAUUUGUCAUGUUUCAUUUACACCCUCCUGCCAUAAUACCUCCUUUGAUGGAGUUGGAAGUUGCAACAACACAAGCCAACAUUCAAAUGUGUUCCGACUGAAGGCUGGCACCAGACUUCAUCCAGAUUGAUUACUAGCUGUUUUGAGCAUAUGUCACCGUAAACUAUAGUCCACUUCCAGUGGCUCUCAUAGUUGAACAAACAGGGUUGAAUAGGAAGGAAGACAUCUCAAUGAAUCAAAAAGGUAUUGCUUUCAUUUGAUUUUCCUUUGAAACUUGAGUUUCAAACAAAGAUUGACGAGUUACCCUUACAAUGCAUUCCUUUGGUUGAGUGACAGGGGAGGGUGUCUAGAUGUAUCUUUUGUUCCUUUAAUUCCUUUAAUUGGCUUUAAUUCAGAACACCCCCAUGCCCAUGCCCCAUUCGGCAUCUCCUCCUCCUCCUCAUUACCCCCCCGGCCCGCGCGCGCACACACACAGAGAAAAAUAAAAUCUCUCUCCUGGGGAACAGUGGAUGUGGAACGUGCCCUGAAGUGUUUGAAAGCAGCAGGCCGUUUGUACUGAGCAAAGGCGAUUCUGCGAGGAUGACGUCUGCAUAGGUUUCCGCCCGACAUACGUCACACUGUGAUGUCAGAAAUUGCCAUCCCCUCUGUCUAAUUUGGUAUCAAAAUCAGGGCCCAUUCUCACUUUUUGAGAGACUGCACAGCUUUGACUCAGAGGAUGUGUCUUAACAAAAAUCCUUCCCUUUCCCCAACCCCUUUUACUCCUGUAAAUAGCUUUAAAUGUUCACCCUAUACUAUAGGGUCAAAGUGACGUGAACUAAGUUUUCUUCUUUUUGGCAGAAGAAAAGGCAUUAAGACAAUCGAGAUGAGGGUGAGUGUUUGGGCACUCUGUGCACUCGCAUGGAGGUUCCGUGUGCGUACAAGAACUCCAGGGUGGAUUCAAGUGAGCAUUCGUUGUCAGUGGAACUUCUAGUGUUGGGGGAUUUGGCUAAGGAGGCGGCUGUUUCCCUGCAGUUGCUGCUGUAAAGGAGAAGCAGUUGGGAAUAAUUAUUUUUAAAAGGUUAUAGAUUUAUUUCCUUGUCCUGCACAGCAGGAUGAAGGAGACUAUUAAGUUGUGCACUGCUCAAUCAUGUUCCCAGUCAUUUUAAAGAAAAAAAUUGCACAUCUGAGUGAACUCAUGUCCUUAAGUAUAUACAAAACCUCAGGGUCACUGGUGUUUGCUGAGUUGUGCUCUUUUUUUCUUCAUUUGUCUCAAGGCAGUCACAUUGUCUGGGGUUACUUUCUCUGGUCCCAUUCAUUCUGCUUUUUGCUCCCAUUGCCAUCACGAGCCAGUGGUUUUGAACUGGAUGUGCUUUAUUCCAGUCAUAUCCUACGUAUGUUGCCAACAGCUCCCAGGUUGGAGUGGCCUUCCCUGUCAGCUUUUCUUUCCUUUUGAAGUAGGGAUAACUUCUGUGUGGUUAGCACCCCCAGCCAAGACCUAACCCUAAUUCUUCCCUCUUUACCUGCCCUUGCUUUGCUGCUCUUCGCCCGGGAGCAAGGAGGAAGCUUGAGGUGGAACGAUUACAUUGCAAGGUUGCUUUUAUUGCUCUUGUUGAUCAUGUAGAGAGAAGUAUCUCUCACUGAGGAUUUCUACUUACAUUUGCUCCUUUGAAUUUUGAUGCUAUCUUCGAAGAUUCAUCAACAUAUUGGGUAUAUACAGGAGUGUUGACAUGCUCCAUGGGAAACGUGCUAGUGCCAUUAAUCCUUCAUCCCUUGAGAAUGCGCGACCUGUAUUGUCCUUGACCCAAACCCCCUAACCAUUCCAACCAUGUGAUCCCUGGGUAGGCUUCUUCUCCAAAGCACAUGAGAGAGUCAGUAUCUACCUCCACCUUUUGCAUGUGACCUGCCGCAUGGGUAGAAGGCUCUGCAGGGCAUGCAUCAGACUUCUCAGCAUUCUCAGAACCUAUCAAACCAGAGUGAACACCAAUCAUCCUCAGUCCCAGGGACUACAUAAACAGAAGUAGGCAAAUGUCAGAGCAUCCGAGGGUAACAGGGAAGGGUUAAAGUUCAUCUGGGUGUCAGAUUCCCUUUCUCUCUUGCUCUGAGUGCAAAAAGCUCAAAGAUUGAGCAAGGCACUUUAAGUUAUAAAAUAUCUAAUUAAAUUUGACAUCAAACCAAGCACUCAAUUCCGGUAAAACCUAAUAGCUUUCCUUGCAACCAGCUUCUAGUGAGUAAAGACCUGAAGACAGAUUGUUGUGGGAUGGUGGUGAGGAAUACCUUCCAUCACUACCCUGAGCUGCUAUUCCAUGUGGUUCUCUGAAUUGAAUGGCUGCUUUGUGUGGCAUCCUUUGAAGUUUACUUCUUUGGCCAUGAGGUCAAAUAUGGGCCCUUUUAAACACUAAAGAAUGUCUUAUCGCUUUGUAAGCUGUGCAUGUUUAUCUCUGACUGUCAUUCUUGUUUCUUAUCAAUUAUUUGGGUUGUGUUCCCUCUCACACUCCAGGCAGACUUCCAAUGUCAUUAAACACUUAUUUGUCCUAAAAGGGAUGGAUAUUUAACAGAGACCAUCAUGUAUGUACCUUGAUUAUGGUCAGGCUGACUGAUCUCGAUUUAGCCAGUGCGUUCUUUGGCCAGGUCAUCAAGUAGAUAUGUGUUAAACGCAAAUCAAUUUGGACAAAUCCAAAAUCCUUCAGCGGGUACUGCUGUUUGUUGAUUGUCCAGAGGCUGUUAGGCCAACACAGGGGCUAUCAGGUUUGAUUUCCUGCUGAUUGUUCAGCUUGUGCUCUCCAGGAGUAGGUGAGGGGAACCAGGAGCUAAAGGCAUUGGUUCCCUCACAAGGUGUAGCAUCUUCAGGCAGGGAGAGAGGGAGAACCUCCCCAGACUAUUUAUGGGGAGUUGGGGGAUGGUAUUUCCCCUCCUCAUCCUCUGAACAAACAUAAAGCAUCACUGGGAGAGAUUGACAGUGCCUAGCUUGUGUUUGGAUUGAUUGAAGUAAUUAAAGCAGGUACAAAGGGCUAAAUGUGAUGGAAUGGCAAAUAUCUAUCCUUCACUUGACUGCUUUCCCACUGAGGGUUUGACAUGGAGUCCUGACGCACAUGUUAGCCUGUAACGAGUACAGAGAGUGCAGCAACACCAUGACCUCCCUAGUGUGCAAUUAGUGUGCAAUCAAACAUUGUGGAGUCUUUGUUUCUCUUUUGUUCUAAUUAAUGUUCGCAAAAGAUAAAGAACUGACAAUCUUGUUUCCUUUCCAAACUGAGUUGAAUGCUUUGAUUUGAAAGCCAGCGCAGUGCAGGGGGUUGGACUGCGGCCUGUGGAGGGGUUGGUUGCAUGCUGCAGAACCUUUUUGAGCUCCAAUGUCACUGGCAAAACAGCUUCUUGUUUCUCAGAUUCUUGGUGUCUUUGCAGUAAAAAGGUAAAUAAAUCUCAAACUGAACUGAACAUUGCUGGUAUCUGUACAGUACGUUGUACCUGGGAAAGACUGGUGCAGGGAGCUCUGGGCUUUGCUUUAUGCUCCAUGGGUGGUGAGGGGUUUUGGGGGUGAUGGAUCUCAAUUGUUGACAGUGGCAGUCAACAAAGCUAUCUGCUUUCUGGUCUGUUUGGAAUGUUUUAUGUGAACCAAUUCUCAAAACAUGGAAGGUUGAUGCCUGUGGGUCUAGAAAAUUAUGUUGUCCAGCCAGCAUAUUGAAAUGAUUCCAAAGCCUUGCUUCAAGUAGCCUGUCCCAAAAUUAGUGAUGCAUCAGCUGUUAAAUAUUGCUGCUGUAAAAUCCUUUUGCAGGUUUGACCAGGCACUAGUUCUAAUCAUGGAUUUGACAUUUUACACUUGUUCCUUUUCCUCCUUGUAUCUGACCUGCCACUCUGCCAACUUGUCCCGAAAUUAAACAGAUCGGUUUUGAAAGGGUUCAAUUAACAGAGGCCAGUGCGUAAUCUGUUGUGCUUAGUCAAUUAUUGUCACUCAUGUCAAAGCUCCAAAGUGUGAAAAGGUGAGUGACAAUUGGCAUUUCAACAUUUUAUCCUAGUAACUGGACUAAAAGUGGAGUGAUCCAAAAUGCCAGAGAGUUCAAGUGAGCUACAAACUUUCAGACAAUGUGUUUUCACUAGGGACUUUGAUAUGGUGGAAGAGAGUUUGAGAUCAUUGCAUCUUGCAGGUGAAGAAUUAGCCCUUUCCCAGUGAUUGUAAUCCUCAACAAUUGAAAUUGGCUGCUAAUGUUUAGCCUGGCACUACGCUUAACUCAUCAGACAGAUUGACCAGGACGAUGAGGUGAUAAUUACUCUCAAUCUUUCCUUCCCUGCUGCCCCAUAUUGGCCACCCAGGAAACACAAAGUGGUAUUGACUGUUUUGAGAGCCUCAUACUGUUUGUGACAAAUCACACCAGUAAAACGGAGUCGAAAUGCCCAAUAGGGAUGUCAUUGCCUCCAAACGAGAGCAACAAGUGACCCAGCCAGCUCAAGUACCAGUCUGCUUCCGGUUUUAACCCUUUUCAAAUGUGGGUCAAGUACCUUUUUUCUAAAAUAAAAUGUAUUACUUGCCUUGCGAGGGAUUUUUAACUCUCUUUUUCUUUUGCUAUCAGAGAAUGAACACAUUCCUUUGCAGUUUUGUUUUUUGAGUUUAGUUGCAUCCAUUCCUGGAUGACUGCAUGGUAUUUGGGGGGAGAGUGGGCCACUUUGUACCAGGAGAUGCCUGUUUCCUUGCCCCUACUGCCAUUGGUACCAUGCUGUAAAUCUCUGGCUGGCACUUCUUCUGUUGGGAAAUUAAUACCUUUUUUCUUUCUGUGGCCAUGUUACGCCCCCCACUUUCUGUGGCCCUUCUCAAUGAAGGGACUAGUGACUGCUGGAGCCUUGUCUUCAAGCCCAAGAGAGUUAAGAAUCCCUGUGUAAGUCAUUCUGUGUCUUCAAUAAAUGAAUGUAUCUUGUUUGACAUAAUUUAUGGUUGGAUAAUUUUCUUUUUUGUUUGAAAAAUAAAUUCUGCCCUCUGACAUUU